Messenger RNA from Elgaria multicarinata webbii, 6320 nucleotides. RefSeq names its product zinc finger GRF-type containing 1 (gene ZGRF1). The record is from RefSeq and is a predicted model, not a curated record. Bases 45 to 6044 code for a protein of 1999 amino acids. The transcript is spliced from 25 exons. Gene Ontology annotation, cellular component: cytoplasm. Gene Ontology annotation, molecular function: RNA helicase activity; zinc ion binding. Gene Ontology annotation, biological process: nuclear-transcribed mRNA catabolic process, nonsense-mediated decay. Lineage: Eukaryota; Metazoa; Chordata; Lepidosauria; Squamata; Anguidae.
UUUGGAAGUGCAAACCAAUGGUGUGAUCUUGUUUCACCUAAGUGAUGGCUUGUCAGGAGUUUAUUGUUUUAUAUACACAUCAGAAGACUAAAAAAUCCAAAGUGUGGCAAGAUGGAAUUUUGAAGUCUACUGUUGGGGGAAAUAAGGCAACCUUAUUUGAUGACAAAGGACAGAUUUUGGAUAGUAUUUUUGUGAAAUUUCAGGUAAAACCUGGAGAUGACUUGGAAUCUGAGCGAUAUUUAAUCACAGUUGAAGCUGAAAAAGCUUCUGAAACUGGAUGUAAAGAUCAGCCAAAGAAGAAGGAAGAGCCAAUGUUAACAAGAAAUCAUUUGAAGUCUUUUGCCUCUUCAUUCCUACACCUGCCAGUUGGCUUAAAGCGAAAAUACACUGGUUUUCAAGGACCACGUGGGAUGGAAAAGAAAGUGGCUAUGGAAGAACCAGAAGCAAUAGUAUCGUCUACAUCUAAGGGUCCUCAUUCAUCCUUUCCAUCUCAGUUCUAUAUCUCUUCGCCAUUAUUUUCUAUGCCUUACAAGAAGGAAGAGAUUAACUUACUACAAAACUUUAAUCGGGAUGCUUUCACCCCCUGUGCUGAUGAGCAUAAAGUAGUACAAAGUAGAAACCAUAGUACUGAUGGUGCAGAUGCUGAAUAUAUAAAGCCAGAAUUUCAAUUGGAUAAUAAAAUGUUCAAAUCAAACUACUGUGCAAACAAUGCCGGGGCAGUUUCUCCGAACCUCAGGAGUAAAGCACAAAUUUUAGCACUUCUGAACAGGGAGCAAAAACCUUUGAAAGCUGUAGGGGAGGAAACUACUGCCUCAUUGAAAAAUCUAUCAUUGACAUUUAUUAAGUCGAAAUAUAAUCAGGAAGGUUUGCCUUUAUCUGUGCCAUCAAGAAGCCCAGUCAGUUUGUUCAAAGAGAAGAUAUCACCUCUGCAAGGAUGCACAAUGAAUACUAACAAAGAAACCACUGAACUCAUAGAGCCACUAAACACAGAAAAAAAUGUGCAGACCAAAAGCCGAUGGGAGGCAUACAUGCCAUCAUGUUUAGCAAAAGAGUCUCCUGAUAUAGAUGAUUCAGAACACCAUGGCAACAAUGCUAGCAGUCUGAAACCAGUUAAAAAGGAUUUAAAGGAGGAUGCUCCUGUUACUAGGAUCCAUUACAGUGAGGACAAUAAAUGGAUUGUACAAGUACCUGUUUCCUUGGAAAGCAACAUUUCUCUUGUUAAUAAACGUUCUGUCAAGAAACAACCACAUACCUUUGUACCAACUGAAUCCAUCAUGAGUAAAGAGGACACUGAAGUUGUGUCAUCUUUUAAUAGUAUUCAUUAUUCAAAUUGUACAAAUGCAUCAAAAACAUUUGAAGAUAAACUUCCCAAAUCCAAUAAACAUACAACGAUUGGUAACUUGCAAAAUGAAUCUGAUAAAAUGGUAUGUUCUGAACCUUUCUCAAAUGACUCUGUGUAUGAAGUUCUUGGUGAUUCAGAUAAACAAUUUACAGAGGUUAACUUCAAUCUGUUGGAAACAUUAGAUUUUAGUGACACGGAAGAGGGAGAGCUUCAUGUAAAUAGCAUGCUUUCACAACGCUCAAGACUUUUUAAAGAGGAAACUGAAAAACAACUUGAGGUCAACGUUCAAAAGAACUGUGAUGUAAAGGCAAGUAGUAGUGAGGGUAAAGAUAAUGUGCAGUCAGCAUUUCAACAAGAUAGAGAUAUAAUACAUAUCUCAGAGUCUCAGCCAUUGCAGUUUUGUGAUGAAAUUUCAGUAGAGCCUAACAAAAUGAAGGAAAAUGAUGUAAUUACUAAUUCUGUAAAAACCCUACAACAUUCAGAGGCUACAAUUGUUGAUGAAAAGAUAAAGGCAAAUGCAAUAGAUAUUCAAAAUGUAGAUGAUUACAGAGGUACUAGUAGAGACUUAUUAAUGGAAAAUGAUGUGGACUGUGACGUGAGUGACAGCGAGUAUCACAAUCAAACAACUCAACUUAGAAAAAACAAUAUGAUUCCAUAUGUUCCUAUUAUUUCAAAUGGGUACUUCAUGGAUGAAAAUGAUGGAGCAGUUAUGGAAGUUGGAGCAGAUAAUUCCCAACCUAGUUCCACAGGUAUUUGUGAUAAUGUGAAACCAUUGGCAUUCCCUGAAAAAUAUAACUGUUCUGAUAAUUUUCUCCAACAUGCUUCAAGCAAGCAGUAUUCUGCACCGGAAAAAAAUUAUGAUCUAGAUUUCAGGCCAAGUACUCAUCCCUUAAAUUGUGAGAUUUCGGAUAAAACAGAAAUGAGUAAAAAUGAAUUGGAAAAUGCAGCAUGUGUCUUGGAUUUUUUUCACAAAUUUAAUGAAGAUACAGAAAAGGAUUCGAUAUAUGUUAAAUCUUCAGAUGAUUCUUCAAAGUCCCCUCCAUUGGAAGAUGGUUUCAGACUGUUAAGAUCACUUACAGAACAUAGCACAGCCUUAGAAAGCCUGCAAAUGAUCGAGGAAAGCAUACCGUACCAGAGAGAAAGACUAAGAGAAAAACAAGAAUCAAGUGGACCUGAAGCUAAACAAAAGUUCGCUGAGGUUUCUUCUUCUGAAGAUGUGCAAAUAUCAUCUUAUGUGUAUUCUGGUUCUCCUAAAUUGAAUUCUUCCAUAAACACUGAUGAAAAGAAGCCCACAACAGCAACAAUAGAUAUGCUACAGGGCCACAUUCCUUUUGAAGUAGCUGAUAGUCAACAAAAGAUGUUAUCAACACAAUGGAUUCCUUCCGAGUUUUCUGGCUGUCAUUUCCCCACAAGUCCAAGCAGUAAAGAAACUGUGGUAGACAUGCAAGAACAGGAAUUCCUGAUGUCCAGGAUUGUUCCAGAUUUGUCUAUGGACAAUGAAAUAGACUUGCUCAGAAUGGAGGAGUCCAGCUGUCCAGAAAAUAAUGAUAUGUCUAAGCUCCUACCAAUAGCUAGAACACGAAUUCCAGUUGUGACUGUACCUGUAGAUGAAGAACUUCCCAACUCAGAAGUUUAUUCUAAUGGAAAGGCCUGUGAGGAAAUCCAGCAGUCCUUUGGUUUCUCAGUGGUCAAGUCAAAAAUGUUAAGGCCUGAGGACAGGAUGUGUGAAACUUUUGCAGGUGAAAAGUGUAUAGGAGAAAAACAAGGGGUGCUUACACAGUAUGCAUUCCCUAAUAUGUCUGAACAAAAGAGACAAAGCAAGUGGCAGAAAUACCAAAACAGAACUUGUAGUGAUUUGAGAACUCAAAACAGUAGUGAAAUGUUCAUGACUGAUGACAUCCGAGCUGAGAGUGUCUUAGGAAUGCCACUGGAUGGCACAAGAGAGAGUCAAAGUGAUGCCAUCAAUAAAAGUCCUCCAGACUCUGUGCAUCUACAGAUGAUGAAAAGCAUGCUUUGUAAACAGCAACGAAACUUUAGCAGCCAAGAUUCUGUUUCAGAAGGAAAGAAACUUUCUCUGCACUUCAGUCAGAAAUUUUCCACUGAGGAAGCACCAAAGAUUUUAGGUCAGCUGAACUGCUACACCAAGGUAUAUAACUAUUCACAGAAGAAUCUUCCUAAAAUAAACACUUCUGGACUGUCCUUUCCCAGUGCAGAAAUGGUAAUGUGUGCUAAUAUUCCUAAAAGGCAGAUAUAUGUCCCAGCUGAAUUUCAGUCUCCUGCACAUUAUAAGCAGAUUUUUACUACUGCAUUGACAGAACAUUUAAACGUAUUGCUGUUUGAGCUGUCACAAAAAUUACAUAAAGCUCUUGAGAAAGUGGAUAUAUCCUUCUAUACCUCCAUGAAAGGAGGUCAAGAACAUGAGAAUUCUGCACCACUCUGCAAACACAAAAUUGCAACUAAACUUGUUAUGGUUAAAAAAGAAGGCCGAAAUAAGGGGCGCCUUUUCUAUGCCUGUGAUGCUCCUAAGUCUGAUCGGUGUGAUUUUUUUAAGUGGCUAGAGGAUGUAAACCCUGGACAGAUAGAGAGUAGGCCUAGUGUUGCUCUUCAUGAUACAAAGAGCAUUGGAACUUACCUCAGGAGUCAAAAAAUUUCUCUCUAUGAAGAAUCCCAGCUUUUGAUGAGGAAAACCUUUGAUAUUCAGAGAAAACAAUUUGGUAAGCUGAAGAAAUUAAAUAUUGCAACGGCUAGCUUUGAUUGUGAUUCUAAAAGCAAAUUAUAUCUUAAGCUGAACCGAAAGGAGCACUCCUCUGUGUACAGCAAAGAUGAUCUUUGGGUUGUUUCCAGAACCCUAAUAUUUGAACCUUUGGACACUUUCAUUGCAUGCAGUGUUUUCUAUGGACCAUCCUCUAGCAAUGAAGUGGAGUUGGUGCCUCUCAAAGGUUACAGCCCUUCAAAUUGGUGCUCAAAUAUGAUUGUUCAUGCCUUGCUGGUUUGUAAUGCUAGCACGGAACUCACAACUUUGAGAAAUAUAGAGGAAAAUAUCAGUCCAACUUUACCAAUAAUGCAGCAUCUUCUCACAAAGACUGUCAAAGGAAUAUCUUAUAGUAACAAAGUCAAGAAACAAAAAUUUAAAUCACCAGCUUUAAACACAAAUAUAGUGGAUUCCGGACUCCUGAGUCAAGAAACAAUGAUAAAUCUGGCAAACAAGUUGAUUCAGACAUUUCAGCUAAAUAAGGAUCAGGCUAAGGCACUGCUUCAGAUAGGUGCCAUGAUGACAUCAGAAGAAAUUAAUACAGAAAUAGGAAAUCAGAAAGCCUUUCCUAUAACAGUAAUACAUGGUGUGUUUGGAUCUGGAAAAAGUUAUUUGUUGGCCAUUGUUACCUUAUUCCUGGUACAGAUCUUUGAAACCAGGGAAGCAAUUAAUGACAAAAGGUCAGUGCCAUGGAAAGUACUAAUCUCUUCUUCUACAAAUGUUGCUGUAGACAGAGUUCUGCUAUGCCUUCUAGAUCUUGGAUUUGAAGAAUUUAUUAGAGUGGGAAGUGUUAGAAAAAUUGCUAAGCCAGUCCUUCCUUACAGCUUGCAUGCUGGCUCAGGAACAGAAAAUGAGCAACUGAAAGAAUUGCUUUCCCUGAUGAAAGAAGAUUUAACCCCAGCAGAAAAAAUCUAUGUAAGGAAGACCAUUGAGCACCAUAAACUGGGUACGAACAAAGCUCUCCUGCAGCAGGUGAGAGUAGUGGGAGCUACCUGUGCAGCCUGCCCAUUCUCUUGCAUGAAAAAUCUUAAAUUUCCCAUAGUGAUUCUGGAUGAGUGCAGUCAGAUGACAGAACCCGCCUCUCUCCUUCCUAUUGCAAGAUUUGAGUGUGAAAAGCUUAUUCUGGUUGGAGAUCCUAAACAGCUGUCACCCACCAUUCAAGGGUCUGAAAGUGCACAUGGUAAUGGUUUGGAGCAAACCCUCUUUAACCGACUGUGUUUGAUGGGACAUGAGCCAAUAUUGCUUAGAAUGCAGUAUCGUUGUCAUCCUGUUAUCUCUGCCAUACCCAAUGACCUAUUUUAUGAGGGAAAUCUGUUGAAUGGCAUUUCUGAAGUGGAUCGAAGUCCUAUCAUAGACUGGUUACCGACACUAUGUUUUUAUAAUGUUGAUGGUUUUGAGCAGAUGGAGAGAGACAACAGUUUCCACAAUAUGGCAGAAUCUUUUUUCACUGUCAAGUUAAUCCAGUCUCUGAUUGCCAGUGGAGCAGAUGGAUCUCUGAUUGGGGUAAUAGCCCUCUAUAAGUCACAAAUGAGCAAGAUUUGUAAUUUGCUUGGUGCUGUACACUCAGAGGCUUCCCAAAUAAAAGCUGUCCAGGUGUCCACUGUUGAUGCUUUUCAAGGUGCAGAAAAGGAAAUCGUUGUCUUGUCUUGUGUAAGGACAAGACAAGUUGGCUUCAUAGAUUCAGAAAAGAGAGUGAAUGUGGCACUGACGAGAGGGAAGAGGCAUUUAUUGAUAGUGGGAAAUCUUAAGUGUUUAAGAAAGAACAAACUAUGGGGAAGUAUCAUUCAGCACUGUGCAGGAAGAAAAAAUGGAUUACAGCAUGUUAGCCAGUGUGAGCAACAGCUAAAUGAGAUUAUUAAAUCUUGCUUGGAAAAGAAGGAGGAGGAAGAAAAAAACACACACAAGAAAAAAUCUAGAAGUAAAACAUUUUCACAAAAAACAAAUGAAUAAAAAUGUGCUCUCUGGGUAAAUUGUGUAAGAUAUCUUGGAAAUCACAGGUAAAUACAGUUGUGGUUUUUUAUGUCCCACCAAUAUUCCAAUAUGCUAACAUGUAAUAAAAGGCUUGAUAACCAAGUUAUUCCCAGUCAAAGAUGUCUUUAGAAGCUGUCAUUCCUUUUCAACAUGCUUCCCCCUGCCCCCCUCCCCCACAGCAAUAUGUGGUUAUUUUAAUUGUUGUACUGAUGUCUACAUAUUCCAGAGUAGAAUAAAGUCAGGAUUUUUAAAUUA